Messenger RNA from Fonsecaea nubica, 2127 nucleotides. RefSeq lists its product as hypothetical. The transcript has a single exon. NCBI's taxonomy places the organism in Eukaryota, Fungi, Ascomycota, Eurotiomycetes, Chaetothyriales, Herpotrichiellaceae. Gene Ontology annotation, biological process: GPI anchor biosynthetic process. Gene Ontology annotation, cellular component: endoplasmic reticulum; membrane. Bases 1 to 2127 code for a protein of 708 amino acids. The record is from RefSeq and is a predicted model, not a curated record.
AUGCCCCAGGUCCGCAGCGUUGAAUCUGCUCUUCGCAUGGGCACUCUGUUUCGCAACAGUCCAUACCCAGUGGCCCGAAUCUUUCAGCUUUGCGACCAGCCUCAGAUGCAUGUUUUGGGUACCCUCAAUCACCCAGACCCGCCGGAGAUCUUUGAUCCUCUCAAAAUCUGCGCCUUCACCAUUCCAGGCUCGCGGCGACCUUCGAUCUUUUGUCCGCCGGGUGCAGAGCUGACCGUGCAAAUUGUUCUUUUCGACCCCCCGAACCCCACUCAAAUGCAAUACAUGUCUCUUGAGCCAAUAUCACUUGCUCUGGGCAGAGAAUACUUGGCCGUCGGUGCACCCGAUUCGACGCUUGACGAAAAUGGAAUGCAGGGAGAGAAAGAGCGAGAGCGCGUCGCCGAGUUGGUCGCAAAGUUGCGUUUUCAUACCGUGAUCAGGCAUGUUCCAACCGAGAAAGAGUUGGCGUUGCCCGCGAUCCUCCGACAAAUCAAUUGCUCCCAGGAAGUUGCAGAGCUGCUCCAGAAGAACACGCCUCUUGUUGGUCCGCGCCGAAAAAGGAGCCUCUCUGUGAGCGAACGAGUCGUGGAAUCGGCACAGUCACUCUACACAUUUGCGGCGUGGUCGCUUUGGACACUGUUCAUGGCGUAUGCCUUCCCUACGCUUUUGAACAUUUUCAAAAUCGCGAUCAUUGGACACAGGAUCGUUGCUGAAGGUCUUUUGCGACUUUUGGAACUGCCCCUGCCUUUUCAAAGACUACAGUCUAUAGAGAGCCGGCGAGCAACCAAGGGAACCCUCGCCCUGAAGGAUGUCUCGGCCUGUUGUCAGCAAGUCCAUCUUCGACUCCAACAAUUCUCCUACUAUCCGACACAAUAUUCACUUCUCCGACGCCGCAAAGCGACUUGGUCAUCCUUUCCGACAACAAAUAGUGAUUACAUUCGCUUUUACAACUCGCUUUGGCUGGUAGCAAACGAUGUGAUUAUUGGCAUCGCACUUGGGAGCUUCAUCAGUGACAAUGCGCAAGCUACGUCUCAGCUGAUCGGUGGGGUGUUGAAUGAGUACACAAUUGAAGGUCUCAAACGCAUGAUCAGGUGGCUCAUGUCGUACCCAGGAGGUCUCAAAUUGAACACGGAACUUACUACAUUUCUCGGCGAACUUUUCUUGUGGGUCAUAGAAUAUUGGGCCUCGACGAUCGUCGUGCUCAUUGUUCCACGACUACCCACUGUCGUGUAUGUUGUGGGAUGCUCUUCUUUUGCUGGGGCUACUAUGCCUAUCGCCAUUUUUUCCGACCUCCUGAGCUUGCUUACUAUGCAUAUCUACUCUUUUUACGUCGCAAGUGCGCGCAUCUUCAACUGGCAAUUGACAAUCAUAGUCAGCCUCUUUCACCUAUUCCGUGGCAAGAAGCGGAACGUCCUUCGCAAUCGUAUCGACAACUGCGACUACGAUCUCGAUCAACUCUUGUUGGGUACGAUUCUUUUCACCCUGUUGUUUUUCCUUCUGCCAACUGUGGUAGUCUUCUACCUGACCUUUGCUUCAGCUCGUAUGGCAAUCAUCUCGCUGAAAGCCACUCUGGACACCUGUCUAGCAUGUCUCAACCAUUUCCCCUUGUUUGCAUUGAUGCUCAGAAUCAAAGACAGCAAAAGGUUGCCAGGGGGCGUUCACUUUCAGCUCCUGGAUGCAGAACAGACCCGGGUAUCCUACCAGGAAGAAACAGAGCGAGGAGAUGAUCAGGACGACAGUGUUGGCAACACUGAGGAAGAGGAGGAAGGAGGAGAAGAUAAUGGAACUACUAGCGUGGCUUACAUCCGCCUUUCCUCGACCCCGCUGUCACUGAACCAGAUAUUUGAACAAUAUUUCCAGCUCUGGGCACGCAUCCGCCGGCACUAUCUGUCGCCCACGGUCGUAUUUCGGCUCCUCACGGGACGAUUUGUACCACCUCUUGGUCGAAGCCAGAUGUAUGGGCUGCAGUAUUCGGUCCUUCCUAGACAACGGGCGACAAUUGCGGAGGUGUGGAAAAGCCUGAGCGAGAGUGAAUCGCCAAGCACAACAAAUGGAACACCUGCGAAUCCACGCGGCCAGAAGAUGUAUCUUGGAAAUUAUGGAAGAGCGAUAGGGAAGCAAUGGAAAUAG